CGCAUCAUAAAUGUAAAUAACAUCUAAAUUAGUUUAAAUAAUUAAAUUUGAAAACUAUUAUUUUAAAUGUAUAGUAAAUUAAAUUGUACAAAUAAUAAAUUAUAAAACGAUGUCGAAACAAUCGGUUAAUGUAAAUCCGGCCAAACUCUUGAUUAACACAAAAAACAAAACUAAAAAAAACAAAAGGUUGAAGAAAAAAAAAUGUGUAUGUUGCUCCAGAAUAUUACGCCCAGAUGAAUCUGUGGAAAAAAUUGAGGCUAAUGAUAGAAUGAUAUUUUUGUCUUCUAUUCAUCCUCCCGUUAUUUGUGGCCACAAAAAUUGUAUUCAAACGCCAAUCACAACACCUAAGCAUAGAGGAUUUUUGUUAGACUUGGAAAACUAUGGAGUAAAGUGGUUACCGGGUGCCGUGACUAAAUAUGUGGCCAUAUUAAUGGAGCAAACAAAAGCAGGAACUCUUGGACCAUUACCGGGGAGGAUAAGAAAUAAUAGGAAAAUACUAGACUAGUCAGCAUCAUUCUGUGGAAAGAAUUAAUGAAAGGACUGAACUAACGUUAGUGAUGAUUGUUAUAAGUCAAGCAAAAUUUAAUUGUAAUCAUAUUAUUCAUAAAUCAUAUUUAUUUUUUAUUA
Messenger RNA from Aphis gossypii (cotton aphid), 627 nucleotides. RefSeq lists its product as uncharacterized. The transcript has 2 exons. The record is from RefSeq and is a predicted model, not a curated record. Bases 110 to 505 code for a protein of 131 amino acids. Lineage: Eukaryota; Metazoa; Arthropoda; Insecta; Hemiptera; Aphididae.